GAGGGAGGGAGGGAGGGAGGAAGAGAUGCGUAUCGUAUAUAUUGAUCACUCAUGGACUAGCGAGUACUAUACAAGGCUGUCAAACCAAACCAAACCAUCCCUCCUUCCCCUUUUCUUCAUCACUAAAACAGAUGAGUCGCUAACUAAGUAGGCGAGACGAGAGGCAGAGAGAAGAUUAAUUGAGGAUGGUGGGUUCACGCACACCUAGUCCUCGCAUAGAUUCGUUUGACUACAGAAUUGAGCUUUUGUCCCCUCCUCCGCCGGGAGAGAGUGUCGCCGCCGUACCAUCAUGGCGCCUAGACAUCGACAAGUUCCAGUUGCCGUCCCAUCCUCAACGGCAUCAGAGGCAGAGUCGGAGGCAGGGCCACUCUGUCUCUGAGAAUUGCAAUAUUCCCUCUUUUCUUGCACCAUUUAUGAGUAAUUACAUUUUACAUGAUUAUUAAUACUACAAGUAUUUAUUUAUGAUGAUACCUUCAUCUACGUGACUACGUCCAUCUCCAAUUUAGUCACGAUUAAUUGGUAGGUUAGGUAGAUAACAUUAACAUACUUGAAUUAUUGAUCGUAAACUACAGACAAGGAAAGGGAGGUUGCCCAAUACUACAGGGCCCAGCAAAACCUUCUCAAGGAGUUCAACGAAGUGGACUCUUUUGCCGAGAUGGGUGUUCUGCCUGGGGAAUUGACUGAGGUAACAACUUCCUGACCCUACACACACAAAAUUCAUUCAAGUUACGGCCGGCCGUGUCGAGAACGAGAUGGCAGCUGCUUAAGUCGUGUGUGGUUGGUUUACUUUUACUUUGAUGGUGGGAGGAGUACAGAAGGAACUGAAACAAGUGGCAAGAGGGGAGAAAUUGGCAAUCUAUGUGUCGAACGUGGCGAAUUUGGUGUUGUUCGCGGCCAAGGUGUAUGCAUCAGUGGAGAGCAGAUCGAUGGCGGUGAUAGCUUCGACGGUGGACUCUUUCUUGGACCUCAUGUCUGGCUUCAUUCUCUGGUUCACUGAUCAUGCCAUGAGAAAGCCCAAUCAGUAUCGGUACCCGAUUGGAAAGCAGAGGAUGCAACCCGUGGGGAUAGUGGUUUUCGCCUCGGUAAUGGCUACUUUGGGGCUUCAAAUCAUCUUCGAAUCUGGGAGGGAACUCAUCGCAAAGGUUGGUUGGUUGGUUGUUUGGGAUGGACAAGAGAACUGGAUGAUUGGGAUCAUGGCAUCAGUCACUCUGAUCAAAUUUGGGCUCACCGUAUAUUGCCGCCGAUUCCAGAACGAAAUUGUGAGGGCCUACGCGCAAGACCAUUUCUUUGACGUCAUCACCAACUCAAUCGGUCUAGCAGCUGCUAUAUUGUCCAUCAAAUUCUACUGGUUUUUAGACCCACUUGGAGCCAUUCUUAUAGCGGUGUACACAAUUUGGAAUUGGUCAGGAACAGUGAUGGAGAACGUGGGGUCAUUGAUAGGAAGAACUGCGCCACCGGAGUACUUGGCAAAGCUCAUAUAUCUGAUAUGGAACCACCACAAGGAGAUCAAGCACAUUGACACUGUAAGGGCCUAUACGUUUGGCUGUCACUACUUUGUGGAGGCAGACAUAGUGUUGCCCGCAGACAUGUCUCUGUGCGAGGCCCAUAACAUAGGCGAGACACUCCAAGAGAAGAUGGAGCGACUCCCAGAAGUGGAACGAGCUUUCGUCCAUGUCGAUUUCGAGUUCACCCAUCAACCAGAGCAUAACCCAAAGCGAUUGACAUCCAAAUCAUGAUUUCUCUCCCAUACAAGAGGAAUUAACGUGUAGCUUUAUUGUUCUUGAUGAAUGAUGAUGAUGAGGCCACACAUGGUGGGGUUGCAAUCAGCAGCAACAACAUUUGGCAUGUGUGUAUGAUUGUUUGUUGUAGCACCGAGCUUGUCCUUCUCCGUCAUUUUAAUUGCUUGCUAGCUGUAUAGGUUGGCUGGAGUUGGACCUGGACGGAUUGCUAAUAUAUUGAAUCAAUAUUAAUGUAACACUAAGUUGAAGGAAAUCACAGAACACUCAUAACUUGUGUUUGGA
Linum tenue is the source of this 2021-nucleotide messenger RNA. The record is from the annotation of a GenBank genome assembly. NCBI's taxonomy places the organism in Eukaryota, Viridiplantae, Streptophyta, Magnoliopsida, Malpighiales, Linaceae.